UGGCAAACUGGAGUCCCCAAGUGAGUAGAACCCUGUGGACUGUUCUAAAUCCCAGGGCAAUAUGGGUUGUAAUGGUGGCCUCAUAGACAACGUCUUUGAAUAUGUGAAAGAGAAUGGGGGCCUGGACUCUGAGGAAUCCUACCCAUAUCAAGCUGUUGACGAAACGUGUAAGUACAGGCCCCAAUGCUCUGCAGCCAAUGACACGGGCUUCGUGGACAUCCUGCAGCAUGAGAAGGCUCUCUUGAAAGCUGUGGCCACCGUGGGGCCCAUCUCUGCUGCUAUUAAUGCAGGAUACCCAUCCUUCCAGUUCUACAGAUCGGGCAUUUACUACGACAAAGAAUGCAGCAGCAAGGAGCUUGAUCACAGUGUUCUGGUGGUUGCCUAUGGCUUUGAAGGAACACAUCCAAACAUCACUAAAUACUGGCUUGUGAAGAACAGCUGGGGUCCAGAAUGGAGCAUUGAUGGCUACGUGAAAAUGAUCAGAGACAAAGACAACCACUGAGGUGCCUCGGCACCCAGGUACCCCACCGUGUGAGCUGAUGCGUGACACUAUGGAGGGCUUGAGGAUCUGGAGGGAUUUUUAUCACAAAACUGACAAGCCAUUUUUGUGCAAAACACUUGAAUCAUGAAGGAUCCAAGUUACGAUUUGCAUUCUAUGACAUUUUUACAAGGGUAAAAUGUUACCACUACUUCAACUACUGUUAUAGACAGCUUUAUGAUAUUGAACAUU
Messenger RNA from Ochotona princeps (American pika), 730 nucleotides. Its product is annotated as procathepsin L-like. Gene Ontology annotation, biological process: immune response. NCBI's taxonomy places the organism in Eukaryota, Metazoa, Chordata, Mammalia, Lagomorpha, Ochotonidae. Gene Ontology annotation, molecular function: cysteine-type endopeptidase activity. Gene Ontology annotation, cellular component: lysosome. The record is from RefSeq and is a predicted model, not a curated record.